ACGUCAAAGUAAUAACGUGAGUCCAGUGUUUAUUUAUUUUUGGGAAUAAAAAUUUAUACAGUAUAUCAUUAAUAAACUAGGUACAUAUGACCUACAUAACCUAAGGUAUCUACAAUUACAUAAAAAUGACAAAGUGAUAGUGCGCUAAAUUACUUAUCAAAGAUGUCGAACCAAGUAGCUGCAUUUGUAGCGGGUUUAAAAUCUCGAAUUGUGGAUGUUCAGACGAAAACGGCUAGAGAAUUAUAUCACUAUGCUAAAACUGAGUUACGUGAAGUUCCACAAGAAGAGCUUACUCAGUUCCUUGAUGAGUUUAAUCACCAAAUAUUUGAAAUGGUUUCUAGCAAUGAUGUUCAUGAGAAAAAAGGAGGUGUACUGGCGAUAGUAUGUCUCAUUGGAGGUGACUGUGAUACUACAAAAACUAGAAUCACUAGAUUUGCUAAUUACUUACGAAAUCUCCUACCUUCAUCCGAUGUAGGAGUAAUGGAAUUAGCGGCUAAAACAGUUGGUCGUCUAGCUACAGUUUCUGGGGUCAAAAGAGCUGAAUAUGUUGAAUUUGAAGUAAAAAGAGCAUUUGAAUGGCUUUCUGAAGAGAGAAAUGAAGGCAGACGCCAUUCAGCCGUUUUGCUAUUAAAAGAACUUGCUAUUGCUAUGCCAACUUAUUUCUAUCAACAAGUUUCUGGAUUUUUUGAUCAUAUUCUUGUUGCUUUGAAAGAUCCUAAACAGCAAAUAAGGGAAGCAGCUGCUAAGGCUUUAAGGGCUGGUUUGGUAGUGACAGCGCAGCGUGAAACUGCAAAGCAAUCUACAGCAAAACCGCAAUGGUACAUGCAGUGUUAUGAAGAAGCAAUGCUGUGCUUUGAAGAUAUCCCAAUAAAAGAAAAGGGUAUAACUAAAGAGGAUCGAGUUCAUGGUGGGCUGCUAAUUUUGAAUGAAUUAUUAAGAUGUGCUAAUGCAAUUUGGGAGAAAAAAUAUACACACUUAAUGAGAAGUAUUGAUACCCAAAAUGAUAUAAUAGUAUCAGAUGAUAUUAUUUUUAUUAGUUCAAAGCUCCACAGUCCUUCAGUAAAAAGAGGUUACUUGUGUGAUGGAUUUAAAACAGAAAAUGUGCAGUAUCCAGUGCCUAUAUAUGAAUCAGAAGUAUGUAAAAAGCUUUUGUCUGAGAAAAUUGAAAGGAUUUGCCAUGAUGUGAUGGCUCAAAGGUUGUUGAAACUCCAAGGAGUACCUCAAACACUCCUUGUUAUAAUCCCAAGAUUAGCUGCGUUUAAUAAAGAUUUGUUCUUGAAGAAAUAUCUAAAUUCAACUAUGCAUUACUUAUUAACUUCAAUACGGAGUAGAGAAAAGGACAAAAACAUGGCUUUUACAACACUUGGCCUAAUGGCGGCAGCUUUAGAGGGUGAUAUUAGAAAUUUUAUACCAAGAAUUAUGGAUGUUAUAAAGCAAGCCUUGCCUGUAAGAGAUACACAAACAAAGAAAAGGAUAUGGAUUGAUCCAUCUAUAUUUGCCUGUAUAACAUUGUUAAGUAGUGCUGUGAAGGAUCUUGUUGUAAGAGACAUAAAAGAAAUACUUGAUGCUAUGUUUGCAACUGGUUUAAGUCCAUCAUUGACAAUAUGUUUAAAGGAAUUGAGUGAAAAUUUACCCUCGCUUAGAACAGAAAUAUCAGAGGGGCUUUUGAAUAUGCUCUCUUUAGUACUGAGGAAUAAACACUUUUUACACCCAGGUGUGCCUAGAAGUUUAGAACAGCAGAUGAGUAAUAUGAAUCUUGCAAUGGAACCACAGGAUACUGCUAGCAUUGUUUUGGCAUUGAGAACUUUAGGCACUUUUCAUUUUGAAGGGCAACACAGUUUACUAAUGUUUGUCAGGCGAUGUGCAGAUCACUUUUUGCAGAGUGAUCAGCAAGAAAUAAGAGUUGAAGCUGUGAAAACAUCAGCAAAACUUUUAGCUGAUGCAGCAAUAAGGACCAUGAAGACUCCAUCAAAGACUCUCACCAUGUUAACAGCAGAAGUUGUGGGCAAAAUGUUAAUUGUGUCUGUAACUGACCCUGAUUAUGAAGUGAGAUACUGGGUACUUGAAUCUCUGACACAAAUUUUCGAUACGCAUUUGGCGCAAAUAGAAAAUCUCAGUUUCCUCUUUAUUGCUAUGAAUGACGAGCAUUUAGAAAUACGAGAAUUAGCCAUUUGCACCAUUGGAAGAUUAAGUACAGUGAAUCCCGCAUAUGUAAUGCCCGGUUUAAGAAAGACGUUAAUACAGUUUUUGACUGAAUUAGAACAUUCGGGAAUGAGUCGAAAUAAAGAGCAGGCUGCGAGAAUGCUUGAUAAUCUUAUUUUACAUGCUCCUAAACUUGUGAAACCAUACAUGGAGACAAUUCUAAAUGUUUUAGUACCAAAACUAAAGGAACCUGAUGUUAACCCAGGUGUUGUCAUCAGUGUUCUAAAGGCAGUAGGAGAUUUAGCUGAUGUCCACGGUGAUAACAGUGGCCUCAGGAAAUGUCUCCCAGAACUUCUCACCAUCCUUCUUGAUUUACUUUCCGACGCAACUGCUACGGAAAAGCGCAGCGUGGCUCUGUGGGCGUUUGGUCAAUUAAUUAGUGCAACGGGAUAUGUUGUUACUCCAUACACAGACUAUCCAAAUUUAAUGGAUGUGCUUCUCAAUUUUCUGAAAACUGAACAGCAACCGAAAGACAGACGCGAAACAAUUCGAGUAUUGGGUCUGCUGGGCGCGCUGGAUCCUUACAAACAUAAAUUAACCAAAAGUAGAAAGGAUGGACAACCUAACUCAAGCUUAGUCCCAGUGGCUGAUAGUAAAGCUGAAGAAAACAAUUUUGACAUAACUUCAAGUGAAAUGUUGGUUUUGAUGCCGACACCAGUAUUGGACGAGUACUAUCCAGCAAUAGUUAUUUCUACUCUUAUGCGUAUAUUACGCGAUCCUACGCUUCAACAGCACCAUACAAGUGUUGUUCAGGCAGUUACAUUUAUUUUUCAAUCUCUUGGUAUUAAAUGCGUUCCAUACAUUUCUCGAGUAACUCCGAGUCUUCUGUACGUCGCUCGAGCUACGGACAACAUUGGUUUCCGUGAGUUCUUAUUUACGCAGCUCGCCAAGUUAAUCGCUAUAGUCAAGCAACAUAUUCGCAAUUAUUUAGACAAAAUAUUUGAUCUUAUCAAAGAAUUUUGGACUCCUAACAGUCCUUUGCAACCCACAUUGAUAUUGCUCGUAGAACAUAUUGCGAUCGCACUUGGUUCAGAAUUCAAGGUAUAUUUACCUCAAUUAAUGCCGCAGAUACUUCGCGUUUUGGCGCAUGAUACUAGCAAGGAUAGGGUUGUGACUGAAAAAUUAUUGUAUGCAUUACAAAAAUUUGAAGAUAACUUAGAUGACUAUAUGCAUUUAGUAAUUCCCUCCAUUGUAAAGUUAUUUGACGCAACUGACUGUCCGAUUCCUGUUGCGAAAGUCGCAAUGGAAACGGUUGACUAUCUAUCUGAUUCAUUGAACUAUAGUGAAUUAGUGUCAAGAAUAAUUCAUCCCCUGGUGCGUAGUCUGGACACCUGCUAUGCUUUACGAACAACAGCUAUGGACACCUUGUGCGCAUUAAUCGUACAAUUAGGUCGGAAAUUCACCGACUUCAUACCUCUCGUACAAAAGGUAUUGGUAAAACAUAGGAUCCAACAUCAAAAUUAUGAACUAUUACUGUCUAAGCUACAAACAACGCCAAUGUUAGCCUUGGAAGAAUUCCUUCAAAGUACCAGGCGAAAACCGAGAAAUAAUAAUCAAGAAGCUCGUAUUGUAGCAUGUGACACAUCGCAAUCGAUUCGUAAGCUAUACGUAAACGCGCAAAGCCUUAAAGUGGCGUGGACGGUCAGUAGUCGAGUAUCCAAAGACGAUUGGUUGGAAUGGCUUAGACGUUUUAGUAUCGGUCUGCUUACUGAAUCACAUAGCCCAGCUCUAAGGGCAUGCCUUGCACUUGCACAUAAUUAUUCCCAACUUUUACGAGAUUUGUUCAACGCGGCCUUCGUUUCGUGUUGGACUGAGUUGGAUAGUCGCUCACGCACCGAACUAUCAAAUGCAUUAGAGCAAGCACUCACUGCUCCUGAUGCUCCUGAAUUAGCCCAUACUGUACUGAACUUAGCAGAAUUCAUGGAGCAUUGUGAAGGUGGUGCUCUACCCAUAUCUACUCAUCUUCUUGGCGAAAGAGCGAUGCAUUGCAGAGCGUAUGCUAAGGCUCUUCAUUAUAAAGAAGAAGAAUUCCGCAAUGGUGCGACUUCUCAAGUUGUAGAGGCUUUGAUACAUAUAAAUAAUAAACUCCAGCAAAAGGAAGCUGCCGAAGGACUCCUUGAAAGAGUUAUGACACAAAGAGAAGCGGGCGAUACAAGCUUAAAGGUGCAGAUUCGAUGGUAUGAGAAAUUACACAACUGGGAAAAGGCACUAAAUCUAUAUGGAGAAAAACUUACAAAUGAAACGGACAAUAUUGAUGCUUGCCUUGGAGAACUUCGAUGUUUCGAAGCGUUAGGUGAAUGGACAAAACUGUACAACACUGUGUCGAAGUGGUGGCCACAAAUGACUGACGAAGAAAAAUUCAAAGCAGCAAGACUGGCUGCGGCUGCUUCUUGGGGUCUGAAUGAAUGGGAUUCUAUGGCUAACUAUGUCAACUUCCUGCCCGAAAAUACUCAAGACGGAGCUUUCUAUAGAGCCGUUCUUAAUAUACACAACGGAGACUACAAUGUAUCAAAAUUAUACAUCGAUCAAGCACGCACCUUGCUAGAUUCUGAAUUGACUGCUGUCGCUGGCGAGAGUUACCAAAGAGCGUACGGAGCAUUAGUUAAUGCUCAGCUAUUGGCAGAGUUGGAAGAAGUUAUAACGUACAAAUUAGUCCAAGAGCGCCGAGAAUCGAUUAGGCAAGCUUGGUGGACGAGGCUGCAAGGUGGUCAAAGGCUGGUCGAAGAUUGGAGUAAGAUUCUACAAGUUCGCGGCUUAGUUUUAACGCCACAAGAGGACAUGGCUACUUGGUUGAAAUUCGCAUCACUUUGCAGGAAGAGUGGCGCACCGCGUCAAGCUCACAAAACGCUAGUGAUGCUCCUGGGAAUAGAUCCCAGUGAAAAUCGAGAUAAACCGCUGCCAACCCACGAACCGAGGCUUACACUAGCAUAUGCAAAACAUUUGUGGGUAGCUGGUGAUAAGCAGCUGGCUUACGAUCAAUUACAACGUUAUGUUGACAAUGUGGAUAAUGGUGAUGCUGAACAUUGCAGGUUACUUGCUCGUUGUCACCUUAAGUUAGGCUCUUGGUGCGAGUCAUUGUCGGGAAUCAACAGACAAUCUAUUAAAACAAUCCUGCGUAAUUACUCAGCUGCUACUGAACUCUCGUCCGACUGGUACAAAGCGUGGCACGCUUGGGCGUACAUGAAUUUUGAAACCGUACUAUUUUACAAGCACCAAGAAGGGGAUAAUCCACCGAGUUCUGGAGAUGUGAAAUCUUCGACUGAAUACAUACAAAUGUACACAGUGCCAGCUGUAGAAGGCUUCUUCAAGUCGAUCAAUUUAUCGCAUGGCAGUUCUCUCCAAGACACUCUGAGAUUGUUAACCUUGUGGUUUGACUACGGACACCAUCCGGCGGUACACGAUGCACUGGUUGAAGGGAUUAGAACGAUCGAAAUUAACGUGUGGCUUCAAGUCAUUCCACAAUUGAUAGCUAGAAUCGAUAUUCCCAGAGCUUUAGUGGGAAAGCUGAUCCAUUCUCUUCUUAUCGACAUCGGCAAGUCGCAUCCGCAAGCGCUUGUGUAUCCCUUAACCGUCGCGUCCAAAUCUUCAUUUGUGGAUCGUAAGAACGCUGCGAAUCAGAUUUUAAAAUCGAUGUGUACACAUUCCAUUAACUUGGUCAAUCAGGCAGCUAUGAUAUCCGAAGAACUGAUCAGGGUUGCUAUAUUGUGGCAUGAACAAUGGCAUGAGGCCUUAGAAGAAGCAUCACGGCUGUACUUUAGUGAGCACGACGUGAAGGCAAUGUUUAAGACAUUGGAACCUCUGCACGCGAUGUUGGAACGCGGGCCGCAGACGCUGAAGGAAAUAUCGUUCAGCACGGCGUAUGGGAGGGAUCUGAAUGAAGCCCAAGAAUGGUGCAAUAGAUUCAAGGAGUCCGGGCAAGUUCGCGAUCUGAACCAAGCGUGGGACCUGUACUACCACGUGUUCCGGCGCAUCAGCCGGCAGCUGCCGCAGCUGACGUCGCUCGAGCUGCAGUACGUCAGCCCGCGGCUGCUGGGCUGCAGAGACCUGGAGUUGGCCGUGCCGGGCUCGUAUGUGCCGGAUAGAGAUCUGAUACGCAUUGCGCAUAUACAGAGCAGCUUACAGGUGAUAACAUCAAAACAACGUCCGCGUCGUCUUUGCAUACGCGGUUCAAACGGAAAAGACUACAUGUUCCUGCUGAAAGGGCACGAGGACCUGCGACAGGACGAGCGAGUGAUGCAACUGUUCGGUCUCGUCAACACCCUGCUGCAAGCCGACCCGGAUACUUUCAGACGGGACCUGGCUAUACAGAGAUAUGCUGUGAUACCUCUAUCGACCAAUUCGGGGCUCAUCGGCUGGGUCCCGCACUGUGACACACUGCACUCGCUGAUAAGGGACUACAGGGACAAGAGGAAGAUACUGCUGAACAUUGAGCACAGGAUCAUGCAGAGGAUGGCCUCGGAUCUGGAGAAACUGAUGCUGAUGCAAAAGGUGGAAGUAUUCGAACACGCCCUAGAGCACACGGCCGGCGACGACCUCGCCAAACUACUGUGGCUCAAGAGCCCCUCCUCAGAGGUGUGGUUCGAGCGCAGAACGAACUACACGCGCUCACUCGCGGUCAUGAGCAUGGUUGGGUACAUCCUGGGGCUGGGGGACAGACAUCCGUCCAACAUUAUGCUGGAUAGGAAGACCGGCAAGUUCCUGCACAUUGACUUCGGCGACUGCUUCGAGGUGGCCGUCACGAGGGAUAAAUUCCCGGAGAAGAUUCCGUUUAGACUGACGAGGAUGCUGAUUAAUGCUAUGGAGGUAACGGGCAUCGAAGGUACCUACAGACGCACGUGCGAAUCCGUCAUGGAGGUACUGCACCGGCACAAAGACAGCGUCAUGGCGGUAUUGGAAGCGUUCGUAUACGAUCCUCUUCUCAACUGGAGGCUUAUAGAUGCCGGAAGACGGUCCAGGAACGACGCAGAUCCACUAUCAGCUGAUGCUGCAUCCCCACAGCCCAGUAGAAGUCGAGCCGCGUUAGGCUUCAACGAAACCAUAGACCAGCCAGCAGAAACUAACCUCAAUAAACGCGCAUUGGCCAUAGUGAAUAGAGUUCGCGAUAAACUCACCGGAAGGGACUUCCCGCAUAUUGACGAUAAUUGCGUUUCAGUUCAGAAACAAGUCGAUUUGCUGAUACAGCAGGCGACGAGCAACGAGAAUCUCUGUCAGUGUUAUGUGGGCUGGUGUCCAUUUUGGUAGUUUGAGCCCUAUCUGCGUAAGCUUAAGAAUCAAAAUUCGGUGCUUAAUUUUUGUAUUUAACGACUAUAUAAUUUGUCUUGAAUCAUUGCUCGAGAGGCGUAAAGUUAACGCAGCUUAAGUUUAUAGAUAUUGUAACGCUUAUAAUAAGCAUUCUAUAUUAGCCCUUUAUAGUGACAGAUAUUGAACAAUUUAUAAAUAUCACAUUAUGUGUUUGUCAAUAAAAUUGCGUUUAAAAUUUUUUAGCUUAUAUGAUAGAUUGAGAAGAAGCUAAGUAAUACAAUAAACUUUGUGUAAUAAGUUGUGGAAAACUUAGUUCUAUAAGUAUAUAGUAAUUUGAAUCUUAAGAUAAACUUGCCUAGUCGAUUAGGGUUUGUGUUUAGAUUUUAUAUAAUUUCACUCUUAGUAUCGGAUUUAUAUUUAAACAGCAUAAAUAAUAUUCUUCUCAAUAUAUUGUGAAAAAUACAUGUAUUUUGGCAAAUUGUAGUGACAUCCUCUAAAAAUAUUUUGUCUGUUAGUCAUAUAAAACCUUCGUGUGUUUUAGCAAAUCUCUAAACUCUUUCUGUAUGUCCAUAGAUGCUUAUUUUAAUCUGUCUCUUCUCUUAUCUAAUCUAUAUCUGCUAUUUUGACUUAUUUUAGUAAAUCUGUGUUUCCUUGAUGAAAGAUCCGCAUCCUUUUACAAAGCCUUAUUGCGUAUGUAAUAUUAUUGGCUUAAGUUUUAUAUAAAUGUUUUCAAUAACAUACAGUCUGGACUAAUAUGAACGCAACGUUCCAUACAGUAAAACGUAAUCGUUAUGUAUUAUGGUAACUAGGGGGGUUAACAUGACAUUUUAUAGCUCUGUCCUUUUCACUCGCUAGAAGGACUUCUGCAUUAAGACGUCAUAGUUACCCCCCCUGUACGAGUACUAUAUUACUUCACGUUAAGUAUUAAAUGAGAAAUAAAUUUAUUCAAUUUCAAAACAAUAUAAGGAAAUAACAUUCGCCGUUUUGGGUUUAGUUCCUCGCAGCACCUAGUCAGUAUCUUAUUUAGUGAUAUCAUAAUAAAUACGCUGUUAAAAUUGUAUGAAAAACCAGCAUGAAAAUUAUAUAUGACGAACAUUUCGACUUCUUUCAAAUAUAAUAUAAUAAAUCGCCUUCAGUCCUUUAAAAAUACGUCAUAUAGUGUAUGCAGCCUGGCGGAAAACUCAGACUGUUUAAUAAUAAAAUAAUAUUUUGAAAUAUCCUGCAAUAAAAUGACGUAAUUUUUAUUGACUGUAUAAAUUAUUUGAACAAGGAUCGAUGCAGAUAGAUACAGGAAUAUUUAAAUACAUUAUUUAUGUGUUACUGCAUAAUUUUAUAGACUUCUAAAUUUGAAUUUUGUACAAUAGUACUGGUAAUUUUUUAUAUUGUGACUGCUACACUACUAAGACGUUAAAAAUUCAAUAUUUUUGUAUUCAAAAGGUCUAUCAGACACAUCAAAGGUAUAUAUUUUAUGACACGUUUGGAUCUUAUAAUUAAACAAAAAGUAGGUGUUAUAUUGUUAUGGAGUCAUAACGACAUAGGAAAAUUAAUUAAAAUUUAGGUGAAAGAAUUGGUCUUGUUCGGACCCAUGACAAUCCGUUGUAAUUAGUACUCUAUAGGACUACAGUAUGCUAAGUUUUCUUACAUUACAAUAUAAUAGGCCUUGUAUAGAUUUAAUAGAAAAUGCAAUAUUACUCGUAAUAACGUAUAGCAUAUUGAAAUCAACUGAAUAAAACGUUUCAUUGUCGGUAGUAAAUUACAUAAAUUGAUAUUGCUGCAUGCAACGGGUCGACAAACUCGGUCACAACAAACAAAGAUUUUUAGUGUAGCAAUCAGACAGAACAUAAAAGUUAUACUUAUAUUCGAUAAUGAAUAAUAUAUAAUUACUUAGGUAACUUUUUACCUAUGAUUAGAUUUAAUUGCAUUUGUGCAUUUUUUUUUCACCAAAUUUGUAAUAUUUAUUGAUGUAAAUAUAUACCUAUCCAUAAGUGGUUUAAGUUAACUAUUUUAUAAGCUUAUAAUCGUCACAAAAGAAUAUUUUGAAGUCACGUUUUGUAAAAUGAGUAACCAAUAAUGGAACUCCUUCCAUCAAUCUAUUGGCUUCAUUUUACGAACGCUAAUACUUCAAAGUGCAAACGCAAUGUUAUGUCCCUACAGGUGUAUCUACAACGCUGUACCAACUAAUUCGCUUAUUUCAUUACACAAAAUUUAGUAGACUUAAUUUAGUCGUCACUGAAUUUAGGAAGUGAUAAUAUCACAUUUAGCGAGGAUUUGGAUGCUAAUCCAAAAUUCUGAAGUCAGGACUCUAAACUGAAUUAAGAAGCCUAAUUAGAAACGCAUUUAUAAGGGCGCAAAUGCAUUCAGUUACCUUAAACUUGACUAGUUGAAAUAUUUAUACUUGACUUUAAUAAAUAGCUUUCAAUAAACGGUGUCACACGAUUUAUUAAUGUGUAAAACGAUCUCGAAUCGAUUCCCAGAAAUUUUCUUAAUCCUUUGUAUCUAAAUAACCAAUAAUGUUCACUAUCUGAUUCAGUACCUAAAUUUAGUCAGAAGCCUCUAAUUUCUAAAUUUAGUGUAGUGUAAUAGCGCUUAAGGCUAUACAGCUGAAUUUGGCUCGUGGUUUUAAGUU
Zerene cesonia (dogface butterfly) is the source of this 10069-nucleotide messenger RNA. It is a transcript of the gene mTor, whose product is annotated as serine/threonine-protein kinase mTOR. The coding region runs from base 163 to 7443 and encodes 2426 amino acids. NCBI's taxonomy places the organism in Eukaryota, Metazoa, Arthropoda, Insecta, Lepidoptera, Pieridae. The record is from RefSeq and is a predicted model, not a curated record. Gene Ontology annotation, cellular component: TORC1 complex; TORC2 complex; nucleus. The transcript has 10 exons. Gene Ontology annotation, molecular function: protein binding; protein-containing complex binding; protein serine/threonine kinase activity. Gene Ontology annotation, biological process: negative regulation of macroautophagy; TOR signaling; protein phosphorylation.